AUGCCGGACCGCAACGCGGCGCCGCUGGGUCGCGGGAGAGGCGCGGGAGGAGGAGCGGGGGGAGGGGAGGAGGAGGAGGAAGAAGAGGAGGAGGAUACGGGGAAGGAGAAAAAGGAGGUUAAGUACGACGAGCAUCAGAAAUUCGACGAAUUCGAAGGAAACGAUAUGGGGCUGUUCGCGACUGGGGAGUAUGACGAGGAUGAUAAAGACGCGGACGCGGUUUGGGACAGCGUCGACGAUCGCAUGGACGAUCGGCGGCGCGACCGGCGCGAGGCGCGGCUGAAGGAGGAGAUCGAGAAGUACCGCGCUUCGAACCCGAAAAUCACGGAGCAAUUUGCGGAUCUGAAGCGCGGUUUGGGCCAGAUGUCUACCACGGAUUGGGACAGCAUCCCGGAAAUCGGGGACUAUAGUUUACGAAACAAAAAGAAGCGGUUCGAGAGCUUCGUGCCUGUACCAGAUACGCUUUUAGAGAAGGCGCGGCAGGAGAAGGAACACGUGUCGGCGCUAGAUCCGAAGGGGAAAGGAGCCGUUUUGGGUGGCACUGAAACGCCAUUCGCAUCUCAGACGCCCGUUACAGAUCUGACGGCUGUGGGCGAGGGACGCGGUACAGUGCUGAGUCUCAAACUGGACCGCCUUUCUGACAGUGUAACGGGACAGACUGUAGUGGAUCCAAAGGGGUACUUAACGGAUCUUAAAUCCAUGCGAAUUACUUCCGAUGCAGAGAUCUCGGAUAUUAAAAAGGCGCGCCUCCUCUUAAAGUCGGUAAUCCAGACGAAUCCGAAGCACGCGCCCGGGUGGAUCGCAGCGGCGCGGCUGGAGGAGCUUGCCGGGAAGCUUCAGGCCGCGAGGGGGUUUAUUCAGAGAGGCUGCCAGGAGUGUCCUAAAAACGAGGAUGUGUGGUUGGAGGCGUGCCGGCUUUCCUCUCCUGACGCGGCGCGAGCCGUGAUCGCGCGGGGGGUGAAGGAGAUCCCUACAUCUGUCAAGCUCUGGAUGCACGCUGCCCGGCUGGAGAAGGAUGACGUGGCAAAAUCCCGCGUUCUAAGGAAGGCUUUAGAGCACGUUCCGGAUUCGGUGCGUCUGUGGAAGGCCGUGGUGGAGCUAGCGAAGGAGGACGACGCGAGGAUUCUUUUGUCUCGGGCAGUUGAAUGCUGCCCGUUGCACGUGGAACUUUGGUUGGCCCUGGCGCGUCUAGAGGUCUACGAAAACGCCAAGAGGGUUCUCAAUAAGGCUAGGGAGGCCCUGCCAACGGAGCCGGCGAUUUGGAUUGCUGCUGCGAAGCUGGAAGAAGCGAAUGAUAAUGAAGGGAUGGUGGGGAAGAUUAUAGAGAGGGCAAUCCGGGGGUUGCAGAGAGAGGGGGUGGUGAUUGAUAGGGAAGCGUGGAUGAGGGAGGCUGAAGCAGCGGAGAGGGCAGGAUCGGUCGCCACGUGUCGCGCUAUCAUUCGCUCGACGGUCGGUAUGGGGGUGGAGGAGGAGGAUCGGAAACGAACCUGGGUGGCCGACGCGGAGGAGUGCAUCAAAAGAGGUUCGGUGGAGACGGCUCGGGCGAUUUUCGCGCAUGUGCUGACCGUUUUUCCGGGCAAGAAGUCGGUGUGGCGGCGGGCAGCCCAGCUGGAAAAAACGCACGGGACUCGCGAGUCAUUGGACGCGCUACUUCGCCGGGCAGUCACGUACUGCCCGCAGGCCGAAGUUUUGUGGCUUAUGGGGGCAAAGGAAAAGUGGCUAGCAGGGGACGUGCCAGGUGCCCGUGCUAUUCUAGAGGAAGCCUAUGCUGCUAUUCCGGAUUCUGAAGAAAUCUGGCUUGCGGCUUUCAAGCUAGAAUUUGAGAACAGAGAGCCGGAGCGGGCUAGGAGGUUGCUUGCAAAGGCGAGGGAGAUGGGAGGGACGGAGAGAGUUUGGAUGAAAAGUGCAAUUCUAGAGAGAGAGGUGGGGGAUGUGGAAGAGGAGAAAUUUUUGUUAGAGUCGGGGUUGAGGCUGUUUCCCGGAUUUCACAAGCUCUGGCUUAUGCUCGGGCAGCUUGAGGCUCGGCAGGGCCGGACCGGGGCUGCCCGGGAAAUUUUCCAGCGCGGGCUGAAAAACUGCCCGGGAAGUAUUUUCCUCUGGCUGUGCGCUGCAAAGCUGGAGGAAGACUUAGAUCGGAAAGUAGACAAGGCCCGGAACUGGUUCGGCCGGGCCGUGACGCUAGCUCCAGAAGUGGGAGACUUCUGGGCGCAGCUGUGGAGGUUCGAGAAGGCACAUGGGAGCGAGGAGCAGAGAGGGGAGGUAGUGAGGAGGUGUGUUGCUGCUGAGCCGAGGUAUGGCGAGGGAUGGACGAGGGUAGUGGCUAAGGCAGCGGAGAAUGCUCAUUCCGAGCGAGGCACUGCUGAAGAAGGUGGUGUUGGCGAUGGAUAG
This is a messenger RNA of Closterium sp. Naga37s-1, 2388 nucleotides long. NCBI's taxonomy places the organism in Eukaryota, Viridiplantae, Streptophyta, Zygnematophyceae, Desmidiales, Closteriaceae. The record is from the annotation of a GenBank genome assembly.